AUGAAAAGGUUUAAGGAAGAACCAAAUGCAUCUAAUAGCAAUGAGAUAUCAGAUAUGGAAGAAUAUACUGGUUAUGUCCUACAAACUGAAACCGACGCAAAGCCUUCAAGGAGAAUAUUAAGAAAUACGCUCAACUCUAUAACUCGACUUCUUCAUGAGUCUGAAGAGAAAGAGCCAAGUAAUCUUAUGAUGCUUCUCAACAAAUCUACAGGAUUCUAUGGAGUAUUAGAGUUCGAUAAUGACCAAGUCCCACCUUUACAUAGAGAAAAGAUCCCAAAUUGCUGGAGCCUAGUUGCAGUAACAUUAACUGCCAUUUCCCUUGCACUUCCUGAAAUUGCAAACAGCCAUGUCAAGGGGUUACUGGCUGGUUUGCUCAAGGCAAGAAAAGCAACUAGACGUGUGUGGACAGAUGUUGAAGUAUACUGCAAGUGGCUACAAAUUGAUCUUCAAAAGAUGGCUCGUAAAGGAGAAACAUCACAGAAAAUUCUUCAAUGGUUGGGUGAUGAAGCAGCAAAAAUUGUGAUACAGUUCAAGAGAAGCAAAGACGGAAGUCUGGAUCAUUCACUUUGUAACUUCAUUGCUGCGAGUUCAAUGUACAGGAUCAGCCAAACCAUACUACUUCACUGCAAUGAGCAAGAAAAUUGGCCAAUAGAUGAGGAACUUUUUGAGUUUAUAUCAACCAUAAUCGCAGAUCUGCUAUGUGCUUGCUUUACCAACGUACCACGUGUCAUAACCAUGAAGUGUCAUGAUGAUGCAAUAGAGAAAAGGGAAGACAGCAUUCGAAUUGCAGCUCAGCUUCUUGGUAGAUCCAAAAAGAUCCUGAAAAUGCUUAAAAGCGCCAACUUCCCAACUUAG
Molecule: messenger RNA, 855 nt
Organism: Lactuca virosa
Lineage: Eukaryota; Viridiplantae; Streptophyta; Magnoliopsida; Asterales; Asteraceae
Source: the annotation of a GenBank genome assembly